UCAGCCAAAAACACGCCUGAAGGGGCCUCAGCUCGAUUACCAGGCAACAUCUGCAUACACGUAUGUAAUGCGGGUAGCCAGUUGGCCCUCUUCAGGCGUCUUCAAGCGCGUUUUUUAGAUUUUCAACCAUGUUCCAGGUUGCGCAUUUUGACAGGCGAUACUGCUAUCGAAACGGUAUGAGGUGCCCUUUAAGUCUGUGAAGAAAAAAUCGCAACUUUUGCGGACUUCAAUCGCCGCGCUCAAGUGACGCGGAACGAGACACUUAGGCCCCUGGCGUUGACGGGGCGACGGUGGUGACCAAUUGCACUUGUCAGAUGUAAAGUAGAACCCCCAAGGUCUCACUUUUAACCCUCGUCGACACCUCCGGUGGCGCGCAGUGCGCUCAGCUUUCCCAACAAGAAGCGAUCCUCUUUCCCGCGCUCUCGGAGGGCGUUUCAAAAAUCGAGUGGCGCGACCCCUAAACGUUGUCGACCUCAGACAACGACAGGAAAUCAUCGUUUAAUGUCCUCUAUUAUUUAGCGUCCGAACCUUCUCAAUUCGUCACUUCGACCUCCAAUAUCGGACAGGCUAUUGAAGGGGAUGAGCGACCGUGACUUCAUGAUCGGAUUGUGGUUGAGCAGGGGUUGGAGGUGGGUAAAAGAGAGCAAGUGGUUGAGGUGCUUGAGGUUGUGGGGGUGGGGGAACAGGGGAAUAGGUGCAGUCGGCCUAAUUGGUGGCGGAGCCGGAGUUGUGUAAAGCCACUAACAGUUCUUCUUUGGUGGUGGUCGUAGUAGUUGUGACCUGCGUGUACAAGAAAUAGCUUAGCUUGUUACUUGAUAAUUAAGUCCAGAGUCAUUGGAAAAUACAACUAAAUUUAAUUGGGACAUGGGACACUAUUGGUUCUUCAGAGUAACUGGUAGGAACAAAUAUUGAGCCGAACCAAUGGCUAAGUAACAGUCUAACUUCAUAGAAGUCGCCAACAAAGUGCAGAGCAGUCAUGCAAUAUCAACAUGAGAGGGUGAAAGGUGCACAUUAACCCCGGAUUAUCCAUUGAUUAUUAGCCCGUUUCACGGUAUUCUCUCAAAGGCUCCAAAACACCGCGGUUCAAGUUAGCAACCAGAGAGAAAAUUGGCUCUGAGUAAAGCUCGGCCACGUAAGCUACAAUCGUGGACGACUGGGUGGUAUUUGGACAUUAACACUUCAACCAUCGCAUCGAACACGUGCUUCAAAGGCCUGAGCUAGACCAGCUGAACUAAUGAAGAGGUUAGGAAACACGACGUCAAGGCACAAAAUAGGUCAAAAGCAUGUUCGGACGGAACAUCUGGCUUACUUCAUUUAACAAAUAUAAAAGAUCAGGUAAACGAACUUUAAGUUGGGAAGAAAAACGCAGUAGAGACCCCGGGACCAUUCUCAUAGCCAUAAGCUGGCCUUGUCUUACAUGCCUCCCGUUUUUUGAGGAAGCGUCUUGUCUAAGAAAUGUCCCUUGCAUCAACUCACCUUUCUCACAUACUCGAAGGGCUGAUUGUGGUGGUUCAUGAUGAAACUACGAAUUUAGCUGGACGAGGCCACGAGUGAAUAACACCAAAGCGCUGCUGCUCACUGCUCACUUGCUACCACACUUUACACGAUGAACUCGGGGUGGAAUGGUGGAACGCGUGGAAACAAAAGGAGGUGAGCUUAACAGUUGUGACAACCAUACCUAUAAUUUAUAUAAAAUGUUGAAAUGAUUACAUCAUACAAAAAAAGUAAACCAGCAUCUGUUGUGGUGCUGAAAUUUAACUUACAAACCUCUACAUUUCAUUUUUCUGUAUCUAUACGUAUUUAUGAUAUAACGCGUCCAGGUUCUUGUCUGGAAUGGAGUCUGUUGCUGUUGCUUUGGGGUCUGGAGUGGAGUCCUGGACCAACAAUUGAGCAGUACCUUGUGGGUCUGCAACCAGCAGAAGAUAACACUCUCUCACUUCUGAAGCAGUAUGUCGAAGACACGCUGACUUGCAAAGCUUACACUCUGUGGGGAUCUAUGAAAUGUGCUAUCAAGCCGUACAUAAAAAAGAAGGUUGAGGUCCUAGAAGAAGAAAUACAACUUGUUAAUCCUCUGAAGAGGAAAGUUGAAGAGAUGGGUUUAAAACUUGAUUCCCUGAAAGAAAAAUUGUCUAAAUACGAGGAUACUGUUUCCAAGAUGAAUGAGGAAAUAAUGAGCCAGGAGGCAGAAAUUGCAAAGCUACAGUAUGACAUUAGUGACAUUGAUCAGGUUAGUCUCUCCUACUGUUCCUUGGAAUCAUGGUGUGCAUCAACCAGCUGAAGCGGCAAAAAGGAAACAGACGUGGGUCAUAUUUUUACCAUGUAAAUGACGGAUUUUACUACCAUAAAAAUUGUAGAAAAGGAGAGGUGGUGUACUUCAAAUGCAUCCGUUGCGAGACUGGUUGCCACGGAAGGGCCCUGUGUGAUAGACAGAGGGGCUUUGUACACACUCCAACCCUCACAAUGUGUGCAAUCGUAAUCGACAUCGACUAGUUAGACAGUUACAAUCUAGAAUAAUGAUCUAAGCAUUUACUUUGCAUUUACAGAGUGAUACUUUUCAAUUGCAAAUAAAUGUUUUACAGAGUGUUUUCAUUGAAAACCAUGCCAAAUUUCAAGUUCCUACCUGCAUCGCAAGUAAUUUAAAUCUUAGAGCAAAGAGUGGACGGCUUAUUUUGUUGACGAUGUGUUUGAUGUCGCAGUGCAGAAGGCAUGUUACACGAAGUAAGUCUUGUCUCGCACUCUAUAAUUUAAAAACUGAUUGGUGAAAUUUCGAAUUAAA
This is a messenger RNA of Frankliniella occidentalis (western flower thrips), 2776 nucleotides long. RefSeq lists its product as uncharacterized. The transcript is spliced from 4 exons. Lineage: Eukaryota; Metazoa; Arthropoda; Insecta; Thysanoptera; Thripidae. The coding region runs from base 1703 to 2278 and encodes 191 amino acids. The record is from RefSeq and is a predicted model, not a curated record.